CGUCCUGUGUUCGUAAUCAAUCUAGACGUGGGAACACGCGUGUUGAUAAUUGUUAUGUUGUCUGUCCUUUACAUCUCUUAUUAUUGAUUCAUUGAUCAUGAUACAGUCAGUUUAAUUUUAUACUCGAUGGGCCUGUAACGCACUAAUAAGCGGUAUAUUGUACGGCAGAGAUGAAGCUAAAAAGGCAAAAACAUGCUAAAAGGAUAUUGAGUUUCUACAAGACGCAUUUCAACAUCCAAGCACCUUUCCAGGUUCUUUUAGAUGGAACAUUCUCACAGGCUGCACUUAGAGGCAAGAUCAACAUUAACGAGCAAUUACCGAAGUAUAUUGGACCAGGAGUUAAGCUGGCAACGACAUCGUGUGUUUUACAAGAAUUAGAAUCGAUAGGAAAGGCUGUCUACGGGGCAUUGGUAAUAUUAAAGCAGUUUCCUGUGCUACCUUGUGGCCACAAAGACAGAAAGCAGCCGUUGUCGGCAAAUAAAUGUCUACAAAAGAUGUUGGGUAAAGACAACCCGCAUAAAUAUUUCAUCGCGACACAGGACCGAACGUUAACCGAGCACGCUGCAAGUCUUCCGGGUACUCCUCUCCUCUUUAUCUACAUGAACACUGUUGUUCUAGAUAAACCUUCCAAACAUUGCCACCAGGUGGCAGAUGAGUUGGCACGGGGCAGCGUGGCACCGGCCGAAGAGCAAAAAGGAACGAUACUGCAACUGAAGAGAUCAGCUGGUCUAGAGGAACCUCAGAGUAAAUUGAUAAGGAGAAAGAAGAUUAAGGGCCCAAAUCCACUAUCGUGUAAAAAAAGUAAAAAAGUUGAUCAGAAGAGCACGCAUGUGAGAAAAGAAGGCAGAAAUAGGCAUAAAAGGAAUAAAAACAAGAAUAUGGGUACCAGCUAAAAAUACUUAGCAGAUGUCACUUGUACAUACCACUUUGGUAGAAGUUCCCACUUCCUUUUAUAAUCAGUUAUCCCACAAUGUUUCUAGUGUUUAUUGGAUUGGAUUGGAUUGGAUUGGAUUGGAAUAAGGAUUGGUACUGUAUGCAUAUAGUAGAGUGUUACAAAAUAGCUGUUUGAUGAACCAGCUGUGUGGGCACGGUUGCCAUAGAGACCGCAGAGCAGUAAGCUGACCAUAAUAUGUUGUAAUGGCAUAAAAUCCCUAGGCACGUUGAUAGACUAGAGUGAAAUUUUCUGUACAUAGUUUAUGGCAGUUGGGUACAUUACUUCGAUAUUGUUUGUCCGUUUUUGUGAAGUAGUGUCUGUAAAAUAAAUCCGCUUUUAAUUUUUUA
Messenger RNA from Priapulus caudatus, 1281 nucleotides. Its product is annotated as rRNA-processing protein UTP23 homolog. NCBI's taxonomy places the organism in Eukaryota, Metazoa, Priapulida, Priapulimorpha, Priapulimorphida, Priapulidae. The transcript has 4 exons. The record is from RefSeq and is a predicted model, not a curated record. Gene Ontology annotation, molecular function: small ribosomal subunit rRNA binding. The coding region runs from base 171 to 893 and encodes 240 amino acids. Gene Ontology annotation, cellular component: nucleolus; small-subunit processome.